AAUGUCAUCAAAACACAGGGUGAGGAGGUGGAUUAUAGAGGUGUCCUGCACCGUGAUGGCUCUGUUCUCAUGUCAGUAUCCCUUAAUCAGUUGAAGACUCCAGAGCUCCUCUACAAGUCACUAGCAGCAAAACUUGUUGUGGGCAUGCCGUUUAAGGAUCUUGCAACAGUUGACUCAAUCUUAUUGAGACAACUUCCACCAGUUGAUGAUAAUGAUUCUCGGCUAGCGCUCAAAAGGUUGAUAGAUGUUAGUAUGGGUGUUAUAACACCAUUGUCAGAGCAGCUAACAAAGCCAUUGCCCAAUGCCAUGGUUCUGGUAAAUUCGAAGGAAUUAUCAACUGGUGCAUACAAGCUUUUGCCAGAAGGUACACGCAUGGUUGUCUCGGUACGUGGCGAUGAACCUUAUGAAGUGCUGGAUAUUCUCAAAGGCAUUGAUGCUACAAUGCUUCUCCAUGAUCUUCCCUUCAGUGAAGAUAAAGUAAGCCGCGUGCAUGCUGCAAGAAGGCUGUUUGAGUAUCUGGGAGACAAUUCUCUGAACUUUCCGGUCAUACACCAUAUUCAGUUUCCAAGUGGAAUUCAUAGGGAUGACUUGGUUAUUGCUGCUGGUACCAAUGCGGGGGCCCUUUUAGUAGAUGGACUUGGAGAUGGUCUCCUAUUAGAAGCCGCAGACAAAGAUUUUGAUUUCCUUAGAAACACAUCUUUCAAUUUACUACAAGGUUGUAGAAUGCGGAAUACAAAGACGGAGUACGUUUCAUGCCCAUCAUGUGGCAGAACUUUGUUUGAUCUUCAAGAAAUAAGUGCACAAAUACGAGAGAAGACAUCGCACUUGCCUGGCGUUUCAAUUGCAAUCAUGGGUUGCAUUGUUAAUGGACCUGGGGAGAUGGCUGAUGCAGACUUUGGGUAUGUUGGUGGUGCUCCUGGAAAGAUUGACCUCUAUGUUGGGAAGACCGUGGUGAAGCGUGCAAUUGAGAUGGAGCAUGCAACCGACGCCUUGAUCCAGCUAAUAAAAGAUCACGGCCGCUGGGUUGACCCUCCUGCGGAAGAGUAAAAAGCCAGCAACGGACAGAGAUAAGAGGGCAUGCAUGCAUUCAAGAGAGGGUUAUCCUCAUUAUUUUGUGUACUUAAGUUCCCACAGUUGAAAGCAGUAGAUGAUGACUGGAACACCGAAAAUGUAUACCAAAAAAAGAUCCAGGGCACAUGCCACAGUGCAUAAAUUUGUGGAGCAACAUGUAAAAUGUUCCGCAUCAAGUAUACACACAGCAACAAUGUAGUUCUCCCAUUACUAAAGUGAAAUCUUUAGGUUUAGUUGGUUAAUGCAAAAUAAAAUUUGACCGGUCA
Messenger RNA from Prunus mume (Japanese apricot), 1337 nucleotides. The record is from RefSeq and is a predicted model, not a curated record. Lineage: Eukaryota; Viridiplantae; Streptophyta; Magnoliopsida; Rosales; Rosaceae.